GAGGACCUUCGUGUGGAUGGUCGUGGCUGUGAAGACUACAGAUGUGUAGAAGUAGAAACAGAUGUUGUAUCAAACACAAGUGGAUCUGCAAGAGUAAAGCUGGGACACACUGAUAUCUUGGUAGGGGUAAAAGCUGAAAUGGGGACACCGAAGUUAGAGAAACCGGACGAAGGUUACCUGGAAUUCUUCGUUGACUGUUCUGCAAAUGCUACUCCUGAAUUUGAAGGCCGGGGAGGCGAAGAACUUGGCACAGAGAUAGCAAGUACACUCUACAGUGUAUUUAGCGGCGAGAGCAGCGUAGACUUGAAAUCACUUUGUAUUAAUCCCAGAGACCACUGCUGGGUUCUCUAUGUUGAUGUAUUGUUAUUGGAAUGUGGUGGGAACCUCUUUGAUGCAAUCUCCAUCGCAGUGAAGGCAGCUCUCUUUAAUACAAGAGUACCCAAAGUGCAUGUUUUGGAGGAUGAAGAAGGCUCUAAAGAGAUUGAGCUGUCUGAUGACCCUUAUGAUUGUAUUCAACUUAACGUGGAUGACGUACCCUGCAUCGUCACACUAAGCAAAAUUGGAUAUAGGCAUGUCGUGGACGCUACCAUUCAGGAAGAAGCCUGUUCUUUGGCCAGCCUGCUUAUUUCUGUGACCAGUAAAGGCACCAUCACUGCUAUGAAGAAAGUGGGGAAGGGUAGCCUGGAUCCCGAGAGUAUUUCUGAAAUGAUGGAGACGGGAAAAAGAGUAGGCAAGUCAUUGCACGUAGCCCUUCAGAAGACUUUGGAUGAAGAAGAGAGUUUGGGGACCUCGCGGCAGAAAGUUGGAUUUCUAGGAUGAGUUUUUAUUAAUUGUUCAAAACUGGUUUUA
Messenger RNA from Cariama cristata (Red-legged seriema), 849 nucleotides. RefSeq names its product exosome component 7 (gene EXOSC7). Gene Ontology annotation, biological process: nuclear polyadenylation-dependent mRNA catabolic process; U1 snRNA 3'-end processing; U4 snRNA 3'-end processing. The transcript is spliced from 7 exons. NCBI's taxonomy places the organism in Eukaryota, Metazoa, Chordata, Aves, Cariamiformes, Cariamidae. The record is from RefSeq and is a predicted model, not a curated record. Gene Ontology annotation, cellular component: cytoplasmic exosome (RNase complex); nuclear exosome (RNase complex). The annotation marks the transcript as partial.